UGAACGCAAACCGAACCGCUGGUGAUGGUUGUAACAGAAGCGGUUUGUUUUGCUUUUCAUUGCAUAGUCUGCAGACGUUUGGUCUUCACGUUAUUGAAGUUAAUUCACUUUAUUAACAGAAGCAACGGCAAACCUUUACGAUCAUGAGGAAUAAACAUUUGCUGCUAGGUAGAUGCACUUGGUGAAUUUUGGAGAUUUAAUCAAACAUGGCAAGACAGGGAGUAUCAAGACCAAAGGUGAUCUCAUCAGGCAGACUGACAGCCUCUGGACGUGCACAGAUACACAAGAAAACGGCUGCUGGGAGAUGUGUUCCUCCUCUUGAACCAGCAUACUCUCUUUAUUCUACAGACUCUGAAGAUCAGGUCACGACGAUACACAAGGGACUUGACCGAUGUGCUGCUUUACUCAAUGGGAUACUUCAAGCUGAGCAAGCAGAAUCAAAGCCCAAACCACAGGGAAUAAAAACCCGCACCUUUAAAUCCAAACCCAAAAUUGUAUCAAGAAAAAUGGAAAUCGACAGGAAAAGGCAAGGGAAGAAGGCAAACACAGCUGUGCAUGCGAACAAAAGGCCAGCUCCUGUGCAGAAGACGGUUCCAUCUGCCAGUUGUCACCUGAGUUCAGCAGGGUGUCGCGAUCAGAACCCUGGGAUCAGACGGGCACAAGUGUCACAGGAUCAGCCUUCAGGACUGACCCCUGUAAUUCAAGCAGAACACGAACAGAAAAACUCACUUCCACUGGCCUGCUCUCAGCCUGCUGCUAGCUGUAAUAUUCCAUCUUCGGGUCAGGUUCCCAAAUCCACUGUAUUUAACUGUCGGCUGACUACAUCAACACCUGCACUGAGCCCUCAGAGACCUGGAUCAGCUCACAGUGAACCUUGCACUUCCAAGUGUGUGCUGAGCAGUGGUAGCUCAUCUGUGGAGUUUGAUCAGUUGAGGGCCGUGAGUGCUGCCACCUCAUCCUGCUCUCAUGGGUGGGCUUUUUUCUCCAUGCCUCCUGAAGUCCAGACUCCGGUUACUGUAUCUCCUGUCCAGACCGCAUCCUGCGCUCCAGUACCUGUAAUCACCGGCCCAGUCUGCAGUUUUCAUCAUCAGGUGGGAUCUGUAGGGCCAAGUGCCCCUUCGGCGUCAUCCACCGGGUCCUCAACCUGUACCUCAUCAGCAGUGCUAACAACACACGUGCCCAACCAUCCCCAGGUCACCCAGCCUCAACCUGAUCCAAAUGGACCGGUACUGAUUAUUUGCAAUGAUCACGAGCAGGAAAUCUGUUCUAAAGAGAGUUCAAAAGAGGGUGGUACUAAUGCAGAGGUUGACGGAGUGGACACUACUGCACCUGUCAGAGACAUGAGCCAUGACACCAGCAAUGAGAAAUUAACAGGACUGUGUAACAAAGUCAAACCCGCCAGUCCAGAGAAAACCGCACAGAAAGUGAUGACUGUUAAAUAUCUGCUGGGAGAGCUGAAGACAUUAGUUGCUAAUCAGGACGGUGAUGCUGUGCGGCUGAUCUCUGAGGUGGAGCAGAGCAUCUCACUGCUUCCUGUCAUGGUGGGCAGCACCAACAUUCAGGCUGAGAUCGCGCUUGCCCUUCAACCACUCAGGAGUGAGAAUGUACAGCUGCGAAGGCGUUUGAGAAUACUCAAUCAGCAGUUAUUAGAGAGGGAGAGAGCAGAACGGCAAAACAGGCCGGAGGCUUGCGACAUGGAGGUGGUUGCAUUGCAGUCUCUGAACCUCACUCUACAAACUCAGUUAAAUGAGAGCCGGAAAGAACUUGACGAUCUGCAACAAGAGAACAUGAGAUUACAGAAAGCCAUGGAGGACAAACAUAGUGACCUGAAGCUGCACAAAGACUUGUGUGAGUUAGAGAACAACCGGCUAAGACUGGAGGUAAGUGAGGCAUUGGCUGAAAUGCAGAGUUGCCAGAGUAGACUUGGAAAGUAUGAGACUGAGAAGAUGGAACUUACUUUGAGCCUUGAGCAGAGGGAGACCGAGAUCAGCAGACUGCAGGAAGUCAUCAGAAAUCUGCAGAUAAGUCAAACAAAGGACACCGGCAAAUACGCUCAUCAGUUAGAAUUAUGUCAACCAAACUCUCAGCUUACCAAGAGUGUUCUGGAAUUGCAUGAAAAUGCACAAAGGGAGACGGCUGUGUCAGAUAAACUUUCAAACUCUGUGAAGACCUACCUUCAGACCCUGAAGAGCAUUGAGCAGGCCUCUCCUCCACGCCGAGUUUACUGUGGGUCCCAGAUGUUACAACCUGCCUCUCCUGGUCAGACUGAUGGUGGAAAAGAGAACUGUAUGCCAGUCUGCUCUCCGUAUAUGCGCAAACCAACCCUGGAAACCAUAGCUGAGAAUGUGUCUCAGUUAGAAGAGCAGAAACAAACAAUGUUUGCCCCUUUAAGAGAGACUGCAGUGGUGCAACUUGCCUCAGGAGGUCCUCACAGCAAUCCACUCAAUGAGUGUGAUGCAUUAUCAUCCAAGAAUCAAAGGGAAGAUGUGGAUGCUCAUGCAGAGCUGAAAUAUAAGGGCCGUGCUUUUGAAAAGCUGGACAUCUCAGAUGGGCUUCACAUUCAAGACGUGAAGAACGAUGGCCGAGAUUACAUUUCAGAUCAUCAGGGAAUGGCCUGGCAUUUAAAUCAGAAAAAUAAAGGCCUCAACAGUCAGCCGGUGCAAUCCCAACAUGCCCGAAGAUGCCUAAGGAUGGGUGUUCAGUCAGCAUCCAAUGGAUGCCCAUCAGUGACGGAAAACACCUUUUCCUCUUUUGAUGUUAAAUCUUUAGCCUCUGACUGGAGCAUAAACUCCUGGUCUACAUUUAACACACAGGAUGAGCAGAAUUUCAGAGAUGGGCUUGCAGCAUUAGAUGCCAGCAUAGAAAGUCUGCAGAAGACCCUGAGAGUUGAUCUAAAGAAAUAAUUCAGUAUGACAAUGUGUGUAUUGUUUUUAAUUUGAUUAUAUGGAAUUAGUGGAUGUUUUUAAAUGUCUUUUAUAUAUAUAUUGUAAAUUAAAUUAUAAUGUGAAAUAAUGAAAGAAUAUCACUUUUUUUGGUCCUAAGCAUGCUAGUUUUCAUUCUUGAAUAAUGAAGAAUCAACAGAAAUGUUCCCCA
Messenger RNA from Puntigrus tetrazona (Sumatra barb), 3093 nucleotides. RefSeq names its product coiled-coil domain containing 14 (gene ccdc14). The transcript has 13 exons. Gene Ontology annotation, biological process: protein localization to centrosome. The coding region runs from base 207 to 2903 and encodes 898 amino acids. The record is from RefSeq and is a predicted model, not a curated record. Gene Ontology annotation, cellular component: centriolar satellite. Lineage: Eukaryota; Metazoa; Chordata; Actinopteri; Cypriniformes; Cyprinidae.